Messenger RNA from Prorocentrum cordatum, 2409 nucleotides. The record is from the annotation of a GenBank genome assembly. NCBI's taxonomy places the organism in Eukaryota, Dinophyceae, Prorocentrales, Prorocentraceae.
AUGGCCGAGCGAUGGCCUCCUGCCAAGCGCGGGGGCGGCGCCAUGGCCGAGCGAUGGCCUCCUGGCAAGCGUCAGAGGCUGCAGGAGGCAGCGCUUCUGCGGGGCGCAUCGCGGGCGGCGCUGGACAGGGUGGCUCGCGUCCUGCUGCAGGACGACGACGAGCACGUGGCGGCGGCGACCGUGGGCGCCGACGUGGCUCGCGCGGUGGAGUUCGCGAAGGGGUACGACGAACUCGUGGAACUUCAACGCGCGGCGAGUGCAGUGGCCUUCCAGAAUCUCCAAUCCGCGUACGGCAUCACAGUGAACGAGUUCUCGUUGAUGGCCGACGCCAUGUAUGCCGUCCUGGAACUGUACCUGGCGGCGAAACGCGGCGGCUGCCCAGACACGUUCGAUGUUGAUUUCAAGCGCCAUGUCGGGUUGGCGCUCAGGAAACACGUGCGGGCCUACACGGACGCGUGGAUCGUGCCUAAGCAUUAUUAUCUUUGGCACGCAGCUGUGCAGGCGGCGGAGGAUGGGUUGAUGCUCGACUGUUUCGUGCUCGAGCGAAAACACAAGCUCAUCAAGGACACCGCGGAGCACUACGACCGCUUGGGCGGCAUGGACAAGGAUGUGAUCACCCAAGUUGUGGCUACGUACUUGCACGAGUCCUCGGCCGCGCCGCGCCAGUCGCACAAAUGGUGGCCGACCCCUGAGCUUGACGGGAUCAUCGGGCAGCGCGGCUCGCACGUGCACCAGGGGAUAUCCAGGCACGGCGCAAUCACUUGUCGUCGAGCUGCCGUCGGCGGCCUCGUCUACGGCAGCGGGGACGCGUGGCUCGAGGGCGACGCCGCGUUCCACGUCCACUGCGUGGCGGUGGCCGCGGGGCGCUCCUACCUCAUCGUGGAGCCGCUGGACCUGGCGUCGCGGCCUGCGCCUGGGGAGUCCGCGUGGACGCUGCUCGCCGCCGCCACGCGCCGGCCGGGUGGCCCGAGCGAGGAGCCUUGCGCGAGCGACGACGACCCCGAGGACAGCGGCGCCGCCGCGGACGGGACCCGCUGCCCACGCGCCCGCCACGGCCGGCCGCCGCUGCCCGGGCUGGUGGCGGCCGCGGUGGCGCUCGGCGGCCUCGCGGCCUGGGCCUCGUGGCGCCCGGCGGCACCGCGUAGGCGGCCCUCUGCGGGCGAGGCCUUGGUCGGACUGGGCGAGCGGGGCGGCGCAGGAAGCGGCGGUGGCGCGCUGGAUUGGGAGGCGAGGAGGUCGCGCUUCGGCCUGGGCCAGCGCGGCGGGGAGCGCGAGGCGCUGGACCUGUCCUGGGGCGGCGGCAGCGCCGCCCAGGCGGGCGGGGCGGCCGCGGGGUCGAGGGACCUGGUCACGGCCGGCCCGCUGGCCAGGUCGCCGGCCGAGGGUGAGCACGCCGAGGUCGGGUGGAGAGCCGGCGGAGAGGCGCACGGGCGCUCGCAGGAGGGCGCCGCGGCCCGCGAGUUCGUGGUGGUACACGAGGGCGCCCUGGAGGUGAGGGCGCACGCGAACCUGAGCUCCCUCGUGCUGGGCAGGAAGUGGAAGUGCACGGUCGUGUCGGGCCGCGACGCGGGCGGCUGGAUCGAGCUGGUCGGCGAGGCGGGCUUCUUGCUGAAGCGCUCCCUGAACGACACCGAGCUGGUGAAGCCUUUCGACUCGUCGGACACGUGCGUGAGAUGUUCCUCGGCGCAGGCGAGCUGCCUCGAGUCCAGGUGCUGCGCAGAUGCGGGCCACCAGUGCUACGCCAAACACAGCGGGCAGGCCACCUGCAUGGCCGAGUGCAUGCCCGGCCCGAGCCUCUACGAGCCGCGGCCGAUACCCUGGAGUUGCCAGAAGUUUGGCGACAGGGCGCCGGGGGAGGCUCCCCCAACGCCGCCCGAGCCCGAGUCCGCAUGGCUCGCGCUCGCCACCUGGGUGGCGUCAGUGUGCUCGAAGCCCGGCGAGGACUGCUCCAGCAGUCGUUGCUGCGUCCAGAACGGAACGCAGUGCUUCCGCAAGUCCGAGUGGUACUCCGGCUGCAAGGCCUCCUGCAGCCCAGGCCCCGACCUGCACGAUGUGAACAGCGACCCGUGGAGCUGCGAGAAGCUCGGGUUCCGCACGCCUGGCGUCGCGGCCGCCGCCGUAAGUCGGGCGACCACCGCUGCUUGGGUGGUGAGCGAGUGCACGCGGAUCAAUGAGAAUUGCACGAAGACGAAAUGCUGCAGAGAUGCGGGGGCGCAAUGCUUUGAGAAGGAUAACCAGACGGCGAGGUGCAUGCACGCGUGCGUGACAGGCGAGCCGAACCCGUUCGACACGGACUUCGCGCCGUGGAGUUGCCGUGAGCUGGGUCCGACAUGGACCCCCGCGUCCACUGUGGUCACGUCGGCCAUGAGGAAGCUGAAUGCAGAAGGACCCGGACCUCCGAUUUCAUGA